Sphaerodactylus townsendi is the source of this 2319-nucleotide messenger RNA. It is a transcript of the gene AK7, whose product is annotated as adenylate kinase 7. Gene Ontology annotation, molecular function: AMP kinase activity; ATP binding. Gene Ontology annotation, biological process: nucleobase-containing compound metabolic process. The record is from RefSeq and is a predicted model, not a curated record. Lineage: Eukaryota; Metazoa; Chordata; Lepidosauria; Squamata; Sphaerodactylidae. The transcript is spliced from 18 exons. Gene Ontology annotation, cellular component: cytoplasm. Bases 10 to 2205 code for a protein of 731 amino acids.
ACUGCCGCCAUGUCGGAGGAAGAAGAGGCGAUCGUGGAGGCUGAAGAGAUCAUUCGCUGCCAGAGGAUCUUUCUGAGCCGGCUGGACUCUUUUGGCGGCCGCAACAUCGGGAAAUACUUGUCCACCUGUGUUGUUGGAGCAGCUCUGGAAGAAGUUACAGAGGAAGAGGAAGAAGAAGAUGAACCUCGAUCAGAACUUCUAUCAGCUAAACCAAAGGAAGGAAUAUACCAAAUAGUGGGAACGGUUUCAGAGACAGAGAGUGGGAAAACAGAUUUUGCUCAAGAAAUAUACAUUAGACCUUCUCGAGAUGAGCUGCUAGUCCGCCUGAAAGAGUGUGAUGUCAUAAUUUAUAACAUCACUGAAGAUGAAAGCCAGAUUGAAGAAGCAACUUGGGCAGCUACAGCCCUGCAUGAGGAUGCUCGAAACAAUUUUGAGAAGCAGAAAGGAGUGUUCAUUCACUAUCCACCAUCGUUGGCCUGGGCUGAAGCAAAACCUCUUGAUCCGGAUGAUCCAGAAAUACCUUUCACGGAAGAAGACUAUCGCCGAAGAAAACCUCACCCGAACUUCAUGAACCACAUCAAUGCUGAAAAAGUUAUUCUCAAACUUGGGAAAACUAACAAAGCCAAAUUUGCAACGUAUGUUGUAGCUUCAGGUGUCCAGUAUGGAAUGGAAGAAAGAAUUUUUCACUACUUUUUUAAGUUGUCUUGGCUUGGUGAGACUCCUGCAAUACCAUAUUUCGGUGAUGGAAAAAAUUUUCUCCCAACCAUUCACAUUCAAGACUUGGCAGCUGUGUUACAGAAUAUAGCGGAUCACAGGCCAAGGGUUUACUAUCUCGUCGCAGUGGAUGAAUCAAUACAGACUCUGGGUGAAAUUGUCAAGAGCAUCAGCAAACAUCUUGGCCCAGGAAAAACGCUGAAGGUCCCAAAAGAAAAUGCUUUCCUGUGUAAAGAUUUAACGCAAACCCAGUUGGAUGAACUCCUUGUGAAUCUGCGAAUGGAAGCCGUAUUCUUGAAAGAGAAUUUCAACAUUAAGUGGGUCGCUCAGAACGGACUAUUGGAGAGUAUCGAUCAAAUCAUUGCAGAGUACAAGCGAAGUCGAGGGUUGCUGCCAGUCAAAAUUUGCAUACUUGGUCCCACAGGAGUAGGGAAGACAUCUGUUGCAGAAAAGCUGUGCAAACACUACAAGCUGCACCACAUUAAGAUAAAGGACGUGAUCGCCAAGGCCAUUGAAAAUUUGGAGAACAUUAUUGCUCCUAAACCAAUAGAGUCCCUUGAACUGGAAGAGGAGGAGGAAGAGGAGGAGGAAGAGGAGGCAGAAGAAGAAAGCGAUAAUGUAGAAGAAGCACAAGAAUUAUUAGACACAAUUAAAGAAAACAUGGAGCAAAACGGAGGUCGUCUGGAUGACAGCUACGUGAUUAAGUUCAUGAAGGAAACACUAAAGUCAAUGCCAUGUAGGAAUCAAGGGUAUGUUUUGGAUGGGUUUCCGAAAACCUAUGAGCAGGCAAAGGACCUUUUUAACUUUGAAGAGGAAGAAGAAGAGGAGGAUAUGAAAGGCAAGAUGCAUAACUUUGACAAAGUAAUCAUUCCUGACCAGGUCAUUUUCUUGAAUGCCUCUGAUGAGUUCCUCAAGAACCGAAUAAUGAAUCUUCCCGAAAUCGUCGUCGCCGGAACCCAUUAUGUUCAGGACCGGUAUUUGAGAGCCCUGAGUAAUUUCCGGGAGAUGAAUGUUGACGAUGAAACUGUCCUCAACUAUUUUGAUGAACUCGAAAUACACCCACAUCAUAUUGAUGUCCCAAAGUUUGAGGAUCUGGAAAACAGGCUUAUAGUGAAGGAAAUCACCAAGGAAGUUGGGGAGCCUCGAAAUUACGGGUUGACAGAUGAAGAGAAAGAAGAACUUGAGCGGAAGCAAGCUGAAGAGCGUCUGGCCAAAGAGGCGCAAGAGAAAGCCGAGCUGGAGCGCAAAGAAGCUGAGGAGAGGGCUCAGAAACUGACCAACUGGGAAGAGUGGAAUAAACGUUUGGAGGAAGUGAAGCGGCAGGAACAGGAACUUCUGGAGGCUCAGUCCGCCCCCUUGAGAAACUAUUUGAUGAAGCAUGUCAUGCCCACUCUGAUGCAAGGCCUGAACGUGUGCUGCAUGAUCAGGCCAGAUGACCCAGUGGAUUUUCUGGCCGAAUAUCUCUUCAAGAACAAUCCUGAAUUUGAAUAAGAAAUGCACCAACACAUUGCAUUAGAAGCUGUAGUCAUUCCAUGAUCCAGCUCCUUCUAAUUUACUAUUAUUGUUGUAAAAUGGGGGGGGGGGGGGGGUUGAUGCUGAAAUAAA